AUGCCGAUGACGACGAGCGCUUCUACCGGGCCAACUCUCGACAGGGUUCCCAUCUCCCCGCUUUCCAUGCACGCCGUUUUCGCGACAACUACGACGCCGGUCCCUCAUCGCUCGUCGCCCUCACGCGUCGAGAAGACCUCCCCGCGAAAGCAGAGACGACAGCUGACCAAGAGGUCUUCCACCCGAAAGCGUUCAGGCUCUUUGAAGCAGAACAAGGCGACACGAGAGGCCGACUCCAGUGGAAACCCUGCGAAAUCGCCAUUCGAUGACUCUCACGAAGAAAAUAACGACGAGUCGGCCUUGGAACCAUUUCCGGCCUUUGACGAGAACGCAGCCCCCUCACGACCGGAGCCAACCACCCACCAUGGUAUCGACGCUGACGAAAUCGAACGAAAGGUCGCCGCCAUGUUGGCGGCAACCGAGGCUCUCAAGCCAACGUCACCUCAGGCCAAAGGGACGGCUGCGUCCAAGGUCUCACGGAUGGUUCCAUCCGUGUUGGCCAAGAUGUCAAACGCCUGGGACAAACUCAGCAGCAGACCAUCCACCCCCGAAGCUACUGAAGCUGCUAAGAUCCGAAAGGAAGGCAUCAGACACAACCUGGGCGGUGUGGUUGCCUCGAGGUCGACCCCACACAUACUGGCUCCGGCCGGUCGUGUUUCGAUCGAUUCCACGGAGCUGCGCCGUAACGAAGGUGCAAAUCUGAACAAGAGAAAGGUUCAAAAGAUUCUUGGAGCAAGUGUUGACUGCAAACUGACCUCCGAUUCUCGCAAGUCCUUGCGGACGGACCAAGCAGUUGAUGUUUCCGGCGGUGAGCCGACAGCUCCACAGGCCCCAAGCGAUUUAGAAAUCUGGCGAAUGUUUGUCGAAAUGGGCGAGACUGGCACCCAAGCACAGAUGGGCACUCAGGCGUCCAACUGCCCUUUCGACUCCGAAGCGGGAUUCGAGCAGAAUCUCGAAGAUAGGAUCUUGAACACACAGCCGGCUGGAUCCUCCACCCCUCGACCAGGUUCACCAUGCAAGUCCGCCAACGCUCCUGGCACGCCUCGACCCGGCUCUCCAUGCGAGUCCUCUGACGCGUCGGACUCAAAGUCCGCACACCUCUCUGGGGAGGAGAGUCUUGCAUCGGAUGUUAAGGUCAACCUGGCCGAAGUUGCUGUCAGGCUUGGAGACGAUGAGGCGAGAGCUACGAUUCGCCAGGUCAACGUGAAGCCGAGCGAUUCCGCGAGAGGCGCUGCUUCGACCACGGGCAGCACCAACCGACGAGUCAAGUCGAACGUGCACAAUCGCAUCGACGCCAUCAAGGGGGAGGAACGGCAGAAGAAGCAUCCCUCUCCGAGCAAGCAAGAGCUGGAGGAUCUUGAGCAGGCUCUUCAGUGGUACCUCACACUGGAGAACUCCGAGCAAGACCGUCAUGUUGACUGA
Messenger RNA from Purpureocillium lilacinum, 1422 nucleotides. RefSeq lists its product as uncharacterized. NCBI's taxonomy places the organism in Eukaryota, Fungi, Ascomycota, Sordariomycetes, Hypocreales, Ophiocordycipitaceae. The record is from RefSeq and is a predicted model, not a curated record.